CAGGGUUGUCAGUCACUGAGGUGGAGCUUGUCUUGACUCAGACGUUUCAAGGAAAGAGAAAGAGAACGACUUCAUGUAGAAGUUGUGGCCACUGCUCCUGUACGCAGCUGUGUUCCAUGGAAACACGAUACCGAUUGACCAAAAAUGGCACCUGACCUGCUGGGGUCCGUUACCAAACUGUCCACAGCUGCUUCUCUUCAGAACCUUCAAAGCAGAGCUGAGCGAAGCACAUGUCUACCUUCAUCCCAGAGCAAAGCGGUUGGUCGAAUCCCAACUGACGACAAGAUGCUUCCAUCAGACAUCCUCUACACUAAACUGCGAUGGUUAUUUACCAUUGCUGGACUGUUCUUGUAUGUGGGGGACAUUCUGACGGAUAUCCGACUGGCAGUGAAAUAUUUUCAAGAGAGUCAUUUUGUGUGGACUGGCCUGACUCUCAUGUUUGUUCUGGCGGGGCUGCUAGUGACUCAGGUCUUCAGCCACACCUGGUACAGGGACGACAUGACCGAUGUUCUGAUGAACGCUGAGGGGAAACCCCCCAUAUCGGGCUUGUCCAAAGGUGGACUUGUUUUCCUGCACCUUUUUGGAAUGGGCAUCUUCACCAGGUAUUAUCACCUUCUGAGAAAGAGCUUCAAAGUGGUUUGGAAAUCGACACAUCCCUAUACAGUGGAUGAGAGGAGAGACGUGCACCACAAAUUGUUUUGCAUGGCUACAGAUCUGAGCAUGCUCAAACUGUUUGAGACUUUCCUGGAGAGUGUCCCCCAACUCCUUCUGCAGCUCUACAUAGUGCUGGGCCACGGGGAUUGCACAGUCUUGCAGUAUCUCUCUAUGGCGUUCUCCUUCUUUAACAUUGCCUGGUCCCUGGUUGAUUAUCGCCGCUGCCUGCGCAAAUCCCUCCCCCACAUCGGGGAGAUGCCCUCUGGCCUCCCCACAGCAAUCUACCUCCUCUACAAGCUCUGCACCAUCACCAGCCAUAUCCUCAGCUACACCCUGCUCCUCACACUGAGUCCCUACAGCGCAGUAGCCCUGACCGUCCUCUGGCUGCUGGGGACGACCUGGACACAUGCGCUUCAGACCAACUUCUGCUCAUCCGAAAGGCUUGAGUUUCUGUACCGAGCCGUCAUCGGGGUCAUCCUCACGUUCAGCUUUUUCAAUGUCAAAGGACAGGACACCAAGGUCGCCAUGAUCAUCUACUACUUGUUCUAUAUAUUGGUAAACAUUACGUCUCCUUUACUGUUGGCUUUGUUGAAGCCAGAGUUGAGCACAACCACAUUCUUUCUGACAGUCACUGGUUUAAUCUCUGGAGGAUCAGUGCUGGGGCUGGUGUGCCUCGUGCUGUACUACCACUUCCUGCAUCCCAUGGAGAAGAGGCGAGAGGCAGACGAGGUGGACGGCCCGGGAAAGGAAACACAGGCCACAAGGAGAAUAAAACACUUUUUACAGCCUGGAUAAUCUAUUUGUGGUUAUGGCAGUGCAGAGAAAAAUAUUGCUGUGAAUCUGAAACAACUGAACAAUUCUAUGAAGAAAAGAAGAGCCUGUACAGAGAGACGUCAUCUUGAUGUUGUGUUUGCAUUCAUCGGUGCACUCAAAAAACCGAUUCAAGCCCUUCUUAGAGGUGACACAUUUAAAUAUUGUUUGAUACAUUUAAAUAAAUCAAUUACAAAACGAAGAUAUUUAUAUUGAAUGGGUGUAACACAAAAUGUAUGAAUACUUUCAUUUAUUAGAUUUAUUUAGGUUACACUCACAAAAACGAUUCAAGCCCUUCUUCGAGGUGACACAUUUAAAUAUUGUUUGAUACAUUUAAAUAAAUCAAUUACAAAAAUAGAUGUUUAUAUUUAAUGGGUGUAACACAAAAUGUAUGAAUACUUUAAUUUAUUCGAUUUAUUUAGGUUAGAUGGUGUGCAUAUCAACUCAAAAUAAAUGUGUUUCAUUGAGAACUACCCUUUGCGCAUGUGCCUUCUGAAAAUCAGUUGUUUACAUGAGGUGAAGACACUUUCAUGGCUGUACGGUGGUGUAGUGGCUAGCACCGUUGCCUCAAAGCCAGAGGGCCGUAGGUUCAAUUCCCAGUUGGGGCCUUUCCUUCUGUGUGGAGUUUUCAUAUUUUGUUAGUUAGUUAGUUUAUAUUUUGAGUUGGACAAACAUAAAUUAAUUUAAUUUAAUGAAUAUCGUUAUUUUAUUUUAGAUGUAUUUGAUACAAAUGAGUUGGACUAACUUAAUUACAUUGUAUUGCACUGAUGUGCUAAAUUUGAGUUGGAGUUGCAUAUAAUUAUUGGAUGGAAAACCUGCCAACAAUUUAAUUGAGUUCAUCCAAUGAGUCAUUUCUUUGAGUGUAACAGUUAUCUUACCAUCCUCUGAGGAAAGUUUGAAUAAAGUAUGUAUAGAAAUUACAUUUUAUUUAUUGUUGUUGUAGCAAACUUGUCAAUGAAUUACAUAUUUAUUCUCAUUAAAAAAAUAUAUAUUUGUACUAAACCUGAUGGACUGCAUUGUC
Pseudoliparis swirei is the source of this 2485-nucleotide messenger RNA. It is a transcript of the gene xkr9, whose product is annotated as XK, Kell blood group complex subunit-related family, member 9. The record is from RefSeq and is a predicted model, not a curated record. Lineage: Eukaryota; Metazoa; Chordata; Actinopteri; Perciformes; Liparidae. Gene Ontology annotation, biological process: phosphatidylserine exposure on apoptotic cell surface; apoptotic process involved in development; engulfment of apoptotic cell. Gene Ontology annotation, cellular component: plasma membrane.